GCAGUUACAUAAAUGCCAGCAAGAGCCACCACAAGAUCAAAGAAUGGAGAUAGAAAGGGAUCUCAUACACAAGACCCACUUGAUGCCGAAGCGAAGAAUAGAAUCCACCAGCUUUUGGAUAAUGUUAGAGAACAGACAAAAGAAAAAUCUGAAAGUGAGAGAAAUGAAAAUGGCUUUGUUGAAGGAGAAGAUCCAGAUAAUCCAGUAAGAAUUUACUGCGAUGGAGUAUUUGACGUCUUCCAUGUUGGACAUGCCAAGGUUCUUGAGCAAGCAAAGAAAAUGUUCAAGUAUGUCUAUCUCAUCGUUGGAGUAUCAGGUGACGAAGAAACUUUACGUCUCAAAGGAAGAACGGUCAUGGAUGAAAAAGAACGAACUGAGUCAGUAGAACACUGUAAAUGGGUUGAUGAAGUAAUCUGUCCUUGUCCAUGGAUCAUAUCCGUAGAUUUUCUUGAAAAGCAUAAUAUCGAUUAUGUUGCCCAUGACGACAUUCCUUACAAUUCAGCAGGAGCUGGAGAUAUUUAUUCUGAAAUCAAGAAGAUUGGCAAAUUUAAAGCAACUCAGAGAACUGAUGGAAUCUCAACAAGUGAUUUGAUCCUCAGAAUAAUUAAAGAUUAUGAUAAAUACAUUUGGAGAUCUCUUGACAGAGGAUACACUCCAAAAGAGCUAGGAAUUUCCCAGACAAAAGCUCUCAGAGUGAAACUAAAGGAAAAAUUACUACCAAUGGUGAACAAUAGUGUUGGAAAAGUGGGAAAAGACAUCACCAAGACUUUGGAUAAAUGGAAGAAGAACUCUUCUCACUUUGUGGACCAUUUCAUUCACCAAUUUGAUAGAGACUACAAGCCAAAGCAUGAACUUGUGAUGGUAGACAAAGCCAUACUCAGAGAUGAUGGUAUCAGCGAUUUCGAUUACUAGAUGAUUUUCUCCUGUUCAGUUAAUCUGAAAUAAAUUUUAUGCAGUACAAAUU
Moneuplotes crassus is the source of this 964-nucleotide messenger RNA. NCBI's taxonomy places the organism in Eukaryota, Ciliophora, Spirotrichea, Euplotida, Euplotidae. The record is from the annotation of a GenBank genome assembly.